AUUGUUUCCAUUCGUUAAGUUUUCCUUCUUUGUCAAAAAAAAAAAAAAUCUCAUGCAUGCAUUUAGGCUAUAAAUCUAUCUCUAUUUUGAUAAAUUUUAUAAUAUGGAAAAGUAUAUAUACAUUUCUGGUAACCACAAUGACUAUGAAUAUUUUUGUAAUAGGGUGUUUCAUUCGUGUUUCCUCGUUUUAAGAUGGAAAUAAAAAGAAUAAAAAAAGGAAAGGAAAAAUGUAACGUAUAUUUGAAAAGCAAAGUCUGAACAGGAUUCUCAUUGAGAUAUCAAAACUCUAUAAAAACAUAUAUACACAGUUUUAUAAAAAUGAAGAGAGCGCAAUCGCAAAUACAAGAUAAGGUUUAGAUCUUUUAAAAAAAAGAAAACACUGGUUGAGUUUAGGGUUUGUUAAUUGGUUAUUGUCAAAGCAAUGAGGAAUCAGAUUCGUAGGAGGGGUACAAGGAGGAAUCCGAUUCGUAGGAGGGAUACAGUGAGUGAGAUUCCAGACGAGUUGCUGUUGACGAUACUGUCUUUUCUUCCUAGUAAAGAUGUUGUAGCCACGAGUGCCAUUUCAAAACGGUGGAAGUCUCUUUGGAAGGAGGUAAAGACAUUCAGAUAUGAUGAUUCAUAUCCUCUCACUUUUAACAUGUUUGCGCUAUUCAUUAGAAGCAGAUCAAGUGUAGACAUCUUGCAGCUCAAGUUGAACCCAGGUUUUUCGAGAACAAAUAUCAACCCUUUGGUUAAGGAUGCAGUUGCUCGCUCUUUGAGAGAACUGAGAAUAGAGAUGCUUUACAUAUCCUUUGAGUUGCCCCAAUGCUUGUAUUUCUAUCCACAACUUGAAACCCUCAUACUCCAGAAACUUAGUCUUGUGGAUAUUCCAUCUAACGUUUCUUUGAUUGGUGUCAAGAAACUCCACAUUUUAUCGGUUAGAUUCUCAAGCGACGAAUCAGUGAUUAAGCUUCUAAGCAUAUGCCCACUUCUUGAAGACUUGGUAGUGAGAAGAAGCCUAUAUACCAAUGUGAUGAUAUUUACUAUUGAUGUUCCUACACUGAAGAAUUUAUGUAUCUAUAAUUCGUGGAAGUCAAGGCCUGAAGGUGUUCAUGGGUUUGUGGUUAAUGCACCUUCUUUGAGGUGCUUUAACAUUAAGGACAGCUUCAGCAACUAUUUACGGUUUGGUAAUAUGCCGGAGCUGGUCAAGGCGAGUGUCAACAUCGUGUGUGACCAACCUGAGGACAUUCUAGGAUCUCUUGCCUCAACAAGACAUCUCUCUCUGUGUUUACAGUCUCCAUAUCUUCAUCUUGCUACUUCGUUCCUCUUUCUUGACCACCUAGAGCUAUUUUCAUGUCCUUCCCAGUGGUGUAAUUUACUCAAAGACGCUCCAAUACUCCGAGUUCUCAAGUUGUAUCAGAAACACUCUCAGUCCAACGACGUGACUUAUUCAUGGAACCAACCAAUUUCUGUUCCUGAAUGUUUAAUGUCCCAUCUGGAGAGCUUCGAGUGGAGACAAUGGCACCGACCAAGAGAGAGAAGCUGCAAAGUACAUCCUAAGAAAUGCGAGUUGUCUAAAGAAGGCGUCGUUUUACUCAAAAUCUGCAAGGAAACAUGAUAUUCUGAAGGAGUUGGAGUCUGUGGCAAGAGGCUCAAAGACUUGCAUGCUUGUGUUUGAGUGAACGCUUCUUUUAUUAAUAAUAACUUGGGAAUAGUAUUUUCCAUCAUAUUUCUCUUAUUUCCGUACUCAAUUAUGUAUUUCCAACUAAAUAAUUGUUUUUAUAAAUAAAUUUCUAGAAAAGGUAAAAUUUAUAAUUUUUUAUUAUUUAGUAAAAAAAUUAAUUAACUCAUAGAAAUUUAAU
This is a messenger RNA of Brassica napus (rape), 1841 nucleotides long. Its product is annotated as putative FBD-associated F-box protein At1g50980. The record is from RefSeq and is a predicted model, not a curated record. The transcript has a single exon. The coding region runs from base 422 to 1597 and encodes 391 amino acids. Gene Ontology annotation, molecular function: protein binding. Lineage: Eukaryota; Viridiplantae; Streptophyta; Magnoliopsida; Brassicales; Brassicaceae.